AACGGCAUUGCAGGUAAAUCGGGACUCGUUUGUCAACACCAUUUUUUUCUGCUUUCAUUAACAUGUGCGAGAAAUGAAGCGGUAAGAGAAAGUAACGCUGCUCUGGUCUGAGUUUUGGGGUAAAAAGAGAAACGCGGACGGUAAAAAAACACGUCUCCGGUCGAAAGAAGCUCCCGUUGUGCGAGCGCUUUGUGAACACGCUUUUCUUCUCCGAGGAACUUCGAAAGCUGUGGAUUUUUUUAAAUCCUGAAACCCAAUCUAACAAAGGAUGAAAUCUGUCAAAAGAGCAUUUGAAGAGGAGCACAGCGGAGAGACAGAGUUUUCUGCCAUGUCAGACAGUGAUCCCUGUGAGGAUGAUGCUUACCCACUCAAUCUUUCCACCGGUGCCCGUGGAGCUUCUGCUAAGCGCCGCCGCCGGGGGAACCUGCCAAAAGAGUCGGUUCAGAUCCUAAGGAGCUGGCUAUAUGAGCACCGUUUUAAUGCCUAUCCGUCUGAGCAGGAGAAGCUUAGUCUGUCAGGACAGACCAAUCUCUCUAUCUCGCAGAUCUGUAACUGGUUUAUCAAUGCACGACGGCGACUUCUUCCCGACCUGCUUAGGAAGGAUGGAAAGGACCCAACUCAGUUCACAAUCUCCCGCCGGGCCAGCAAAUCUGACAGCCGGUCAGUUGGCUCCGCCUCCCCUGAACACUCCACCCCUCCACUUGUUCCGGCACCUCGUCCCUCUGUCAUUCGCCCUGCCCCCACGUUGGACCUUAGCAUGCUGGGUAAUACAGCAACCGCCAUCUUGACUGGAGCUGGCUGCUUAGUGGGAUCCAGUCUAACAGGGCGAGACAGUGGAGUCCAGACCCUCAUGCAAGUGGACACUCGUGGCCUGAUCAAGAAAGAAAGUGUGAAUGGACCUUCUAGUCUAACUACUAUUCCAGGCUCUUCAAGCAGCCCAAGCCUGGGAACGAUGAGUCCUACCGUGGUGCUUUUCAACACGCCGCCCCCUACACCCCCAGAGCUCUGCCCACAUGACUUCAGCGACCUCAAGCUGCUUGUCGAUGCAGCUCUACAGAGAGCAGCAGAGCAAGAAAACCAGAGACAGAAGGAGCAGCCUUCAGCUAGAGUGCCCUGUUCUGUUCCUGUAUCUGCUUCAGCAACAGGGGCUCCAAAUAGGAACAUGGAGAAAGAAAAGAGCCGUGAAAGCCUGAGCUCCAGCAUCAAAUCUGACUCUGCUCCCAGCCUGCAGGAGAAAGCCAUUCUCCCAGUCUCUGUGCCUGUUUUAAAUGCUUCUGCUUCUGCUCUUCCUGCCAGCGAAGCAGGCGUUAGCCUGCCGGUGGUUCAACAAAGAGUUGCCGGAGCAGUGAAUUUUCAGCCAAAUGGCGUAUGGAGUGUGGUCAGACCAGCUAGCCCACCCCCAGCCAGCGUGUCACACACCUGGAGCUCACAGCACACACUCCAUGCUGUCAGAGAAGCAGUCAACUGAGAAAAUCAAAAUCAUGCAUAUGCAUUUAUGAAGGACAAAAAGCAACAGCUGAGAAAAGGACAUUCCACACAACCAAACCGUGAAUGCAACACCUCUCUGCUCUAGGUUCUUAUUUGGAGGAGGUCGUCUAGAACUUAUUUACAUGGGAGAAGACCGAUGGUCAUGUGGCUGCAAUGUGACCGUUGCCUUGACGAUCUCCAAUUGUCAUGGAUGUGAUGUGACUGUUGCCUGCCGACCAGCUAGAAACGGAACAUUUCACUCAGAUAACUCAGUUGUAGGUCAUACACUAAGGUUACUUUUGAUUGACACAAAGGAUGUGUUUUAAGCAUCAAGCCUUUUUACAAUUUUUAAAAGACUUUUCCAUUCUUUUCACUACGUGAGAAUUAUUUUGGGUCCUCUUUACCAUUUCAGCACAACACCAGCUGAGAACAUAUGAUAAGACUCAGCUUAAAAGGAAAGUAAAUCUUGUGGGUUUAAAAUCCCCAACAGGACAUUUCCAGAUAUGCCCCAAACAGUGAACUUUCCACACACAACCUGGCAGAGUUGUGUUGUUUCUCAGAGUUUGUAUCUAACUGAUAGGCAAGACAUUUCUGGUUUAUUUGCUUUUAGGACUGCCCUUAGAAGUUACACAAGUGGCCUUGCUCAGUUUUUGCCUUAGAUAUUGGUUCUUGUAGCAUUGGGUGAUUAUUUCAAAGACAUCAUAUCACAAUACUUGUUUACAUGAUACAUGGUUUGGUUAAGAGAAAGUUCAAUUUGAAAUACAGAACACUAGUGAAACAGCACACCCAUAUUACCCUCAGAAGAGUCUGUUGUGAUAUGAUGUAACACAAGAUCUACCAGAUGUACUGUUUUUGCCUGUAUGCUCUAAUGUCUUGGCUUAGGGCUAGAUUAGUAGACAAUUAUGUAGCAUGGUUAAAUAUUUUGUAUAUGACUCCUGAAUGCUCGUUGUGAACCAGCAUGAUACAUUGAAUGACUCAGUGGUGGGCUAGAUGUCAGGGAGAAUACAGGGCCAGACUUCAUCCUGCUGAGUCUAAGAGCUCCACUAUAGUUCAAAAACCCCUGGCAUGCUGCAGCCUUGUUUGUUUGAUACCUCAUUCCAGUGGCUUGAAACCACUGCAAAUGGGACCACGACUUCCAAAUAUCAUCUUUCUUUUCUGUGUUUGUGUGGUCACUCAUACAUUCUGCACUUUAUUUCCAAGUCUGUAUGUUGCCAGUACUUCAAAACUUUAACAGUUUUUUUUUUGUUUUGUUUUUUUAUUGUUCAAACUUUUUUUGCCUCCUCGAGCAUUGUCUCAGUGAGGUAAGGUCUAAGGAUGAGGGAGAGGAGACAGACGGUUGGGGAAAUUGAUUGCAUUGCAGAUAACAUAGCUCAGCCUGAUCGUUCCUCUGCAGUGAUAUGGCAUGAGACAGCAACAGAGCCGCCAUUGAUUUCCUGAGAGAUGCUCCUUCCUAUCCCAGACAAGCUUUAACUUCUUUUGCUGAAUUAAAUGUGGAGAUUUUAUGGCGCUUUAAGGGCGCACAGUGUCUAUUUCCAUAAGAGAUGUCAUAAAUUCAUUUGUGUGUCGGAGACAGAGACGGGCAGAUUAUGUGAGAGAGAGCAGGAUUAAAGUAUAGGUUACGCGGAUCAAUGUGAUGAAAGUGGAGAGCAGACACUAUCAGUUUUAUUUUCCAGAUUCACCAGUAGUGUUUUCAUAUCCUUAGCUCAUAAUGUUAGCUUGUUCUUAGGUUUAAAUGUUAUUUUGUGAGCUGAGGAAUGCGUUAUUCUGCAAAGCACCUUUCACAAUGCUGGUAAUAGAAUGGUGCACAGCUGUGUUCAGAAGAGUGAAGACGUCGAGUAUAAUAGCCUUGAGAUCUGUUUCAGAGCAGGACUGUGUGCCUAUGAAUGUGAAAGAUCGCUGUAUUACGGUGCUGGCUUUUUUUUUUUUUUUUUU
Molecule: messenger RNA, 3399 nt
Organism: Tachysurus vachellii
Lineage: Eukaryota; Metazoa; Chordata; Actinopteri; Siluriformes; Bagridae
Product: homeobox protein TGIF2
Exons: 3
Coding region: 269-1468 (399 amino acids)
Biological process (GO): regulation of transcription by RNA polymerase II
Molecular function (GO): DNA-binding transcription factor activity, RNA polymerase II-specific; RNA polymerase II cis-regulatory region sequence-specific DNA binding
Source: RefSeq, a predicted model, not a curated record